Molecule: messenger RNA, 1497 nt
Organism: Zygotorulaspora mrakii
Lineage: Eukaryota; Fungi; Ascomycota; Saccharomycetes; Saccharomycetales; Saccharomycetaceae
Product: homoserine O-acetyltransferase family protein
Exons: 1
Coding region: 1-1497 (498 amino acids)
Biological process (GO): L-homoserine metabolic process
Molecular function (GO): homoserine O-acetyltransferase activity; L-serine O-acetyltransferase activity
Source: RefSeq, a predicted model, not a curated record
AUGAGGGCGUUAAGACCGAUGAUACCAUUACGAAUGGUGAGCAAAAGGCUCAUUUCGAAAACAGUGAAUCUCAGAGUACCAAUAAGUACCAAUCCCGCCAUGAAAUUCCCUUGUUUGGACAGGUUAGAGCAAAUAUCUGAAGAGCUGAAACAACGAAAUGGCGAACGAGCUGAAUUGCCGGAUUCCGUCGAAAGUGGCAAGAGAGGCAACGAAGACCCGGUUUAUGGAAAUGUCAAGUCAGGCUUUGAAUUGUUUCAUUCUUAUGAGCCUCUUUUCCUGGAUUAUUGCGGCGUCUUACCCAAUUUUCAGAUCGCCUACGAAACCUGGGGUAAACUGAAUGAGGACAAAUCGAAUGCGAUACUUAUACACACUGGCCUUAGUGCCUCAUCACACGCACAUUCCUCACCUUUGAAUAAAAACCCGGGCUGGUGGGAGGACUUUAUAGGUCCUAAUAAUAAGGCUCUAGAUACGAAUAAAUGGUUUUUAAUCUGUACAAAUGUACUGGGAGGGUGCUACGGUUCCACGGGACCUUCCUCUUUGGAUCCAGCAGAUAAUCUCCCGUAUGCUACACGAUUUCCUAUGUUGAGUGUUCAUGAUAUCAUAAGGGCUCAAAAUAGGCUCAUAAAAGAAAAGUUUGGUAUCUCUAAGUUAUAUUGUUCUUUGGGGAGUUCUCUGGGAGGAAUGCAAUCCUUAUGUUACGGACAACUCUUCCCAAAUGAAGUGCAAAGGGUCGUAAGUGUAAGUGGCUGUGCAAGAUCACACCCCACAAGCAUUGCCAUGAGACAUGCCCAGAGACAGGUUUUAAUGGCAGAUCCGAAUUGGAACCGUGGUUUCUAUUAUAACACUAAAGAAUUUCCAAAUAGAAUCCCACCACACGUUGGCUUGAAACUUUCCCGUGAAAUAGCAACAAUUUCGUAUAGAUCCGGACCCGAAUGGGAGUCUAGAUUUGGCUCCGAAAGGAUAGAUGACGAGAAGUCACCUGUGCUUUGCUCUGAUUUUUUAAUCGAGUCGUAUCUAGAUCACCAAGGACAAAAAUUCGCCCUCGAGUAUGAUGCGAAUUCCAUGCUUUAUCUUUCCAAGGCAAUGGACUUAUUCGAUUUGUCACAGUCGAACUUAAAUAGAAGUGCAAUGAAACGUGAGCAUGCCAGAAUGCUUUUCGAGGCUAACAAAUUGAACACAACAUGCGAGGAGAUUCUUCAGCCUCCAAAAAGAAAGAAAUCAAGAACUACCUCUGAAGACGAAGUCAGAAAAGAUCUCGUGGAAGGUAUGAAAUCUCUUAGAGACCUGAAUGUAUUAAUAAUUGGUGUCAAAAGUGACGCUUUGAUGCCUCACUGGCAACAAAGAGGCAUAUAUGAAGUGUUGGGGGGUGAUAACAAUCACAAAGCAAUCCAUAUAGAAUUACAAGAGUCGCAAUCUUUAUUUGGACACGAUACUUUCCUUCUUGACCAAGAGAAUGUUGGCGGCAAUAUCGGAAAGUUUCUCUGUAAUGAUUUAUAA